AUGUCCCGGACAUUCCACGCGUCAUUGGAGGCCGUAAUAUUGGUACUCUUUGUGAUCUCCGUACUCAAUUCGGGCUACUGUCGAGGUAAAAUGAGUUACAUAAACCGAUGCAAUCUACCCAUCAGUUCGGGACGAUGUCGGGGCUACUUUCUGCGCUAUGGUUACGACUCCGAAACAGAUGAAUGCCGUCCGUUUGUCUACAGUGGAUGCCGCGGGAACCGAAAUAACUUCUUCACCUACAACGAGUGCAUGAAUCGAUGCUUCAUGAGGUUCAAAUAA
Molecule: messenger RNA, 279 nt
Organism: Hydatigera taeniaeformis
Lineage: Eukaryota; Metazoa; Platyhelminthes; Cestoda; Cyclophyllidea; Taeniidae
Source: the annotation of a GenBank genome assembly